AUGAUGGAGCAUGAAGGUAACACGAACCCUACUCAUAGCAAGACAACUGGGCUACCGCGCAAGCGGUUUUAUCGAGCACGAGCUCACAGCAACCCUUUAAGCGAUUCCCAUUUCCCCGUUCCGAUAUCACCUAGCCAGGAAAGGAUUGUAGCUUUGAGGGCCUCUAAUCCAGGCCAGUACGAGAAUAUAUCAGUGGUUCGUACUAAUUCAAUGAAGUACAUUCCUAAUUAUUUUGAGAAAGGGCAGCUCACCAAGAUGUUUUUCCUCUUCCCGGAUCCUCAUUUUAAAGAGAAGAAUCAUCGACGAAGGGUAAUCAACCUACAUUUGCUGGAUGAGUAUGCAUAUGUCCUUAGAGAUGGUGGGAUUAUAUACACAAUAACAGAUGUGGAGGAGCUUGGCGUUUGGAUGAACUCUUGUUUGGAAAGUCACCCUUUAUUUGAGGCUGUUACAAAGGAAGAACUUGAAACUGAUCCUGUUGUGAAGCUUUUGAGUUCUGCAACUGAGGAAGGACAAAAGGUUUCUCGCAAUGGCGGGCAAACAUUCCAAGCAGUUUAUAGACGCAUUGUACCAUGUGUUUCAAACUGCAAAUUGCAUUGA
This is a messenger RNA of Fraxinus pennsylvanica, 597 nucleotides long. The record is from the annotation of a GenBank genome assembly. Lineage: Eukaryota; Viridiplantae; Streptophyta; Magnoliopsida; Lamiales; Oleaceae.